Molecule: messenger RNA, 1108 nt
Organism: Homalodisca vitripennis (glassy-winged sharpshooter)
Lineage: Eukaryota; Metazoa; Arthropoda; Insecta; Hemiptera; Cicadellidae
Gene: Aasdh
Product: beta-alanine-activating enzyme
Exons: 2
Coding region: 705-1106 (133 amino acids)
Biological process (GO): amino acid activation for nonribosomal peptide biosynthetic process
Molecular function (GO): protein binding
Source: RefSeq, a predicted model, not a curated record
UUACCAUUUCAAUCUGUAUCUUUUGGAAUAAAUGAGAAUCACAAUAAGAAUUAUGUACAAUUUUGGAAAAGUGUGACUCCUUUUUUAUGGAAACUUCUACCUCAAUAUAGUGGAUUUUGUGCAAUGAUGGCUCAGUUAUAAGUUUCAAUUAAACAUAUAUGUUAUACGUUUGAGAAUUUCCUUUAACAAUAUGGUUAAAUGUUUUAUAACUAAAACUUAAGUUUAAGAAAUCAGUUAACUCAUUGGAGAAGGCAGAUGACCUUGUUUCGUACCGUGCGGUCUGGGAUGAAUGCUGAGCAACAAGUUGGUCUCAACGUAUAUGUUUAGCCAUUCUUUAUUAUUAUGGGCUGUUAGAAUUAUGAAAAUACAAAGUAGUUAUCAUUGCUAUAAUCUUCACUGGUUAUUUUACCAAGAGGAAAAUGCAUUACAUUUCAUUUUGUUACUGGCAGCACUGAAUUGAUCACCUGUUUGUUCGAGUGCUUUGCCAUUGUUUUUCAGCUACUACAUGUGAGGUUAGGUGUGUUUUGUUUUUGUUUAGAUAAGAAAUUGAUCGUAAUGGUUGUAAAGAACUGUGGGACUCUAUUGUAGCUUUAUUAGAGUGAUUACAAGUGCAAUUCCAAUAUCGGUAAUAGUGAAGGUACCGCGGAAGUCGUAAAUAUUUCCUGUGCUCAAAAACGGUUUGCUGAUUCACGGUUUGUGCAAGGAUGAAGAACUUGAACGGCAAUAUAAAGGUAUGGAAGAUAUCUGUAGGAGGCAAGAUAUUCUCAUCGUUGUCAGUAACUGGCAACUUGGUGUUAUUUGGUUGCCAUGACAACAACUUGUAUUGUCUCCGCUGCAGUGAGCAUGCUGUUGAGAUGCUGUGGCGACAAGACGCAGGCUCUGCGGUGUAUGCCACCCCUGUACGACUGGGCCCACACUACUUGGCUUUUGCUACCACUGAAGGACUUGUCUACACUGCAUGUCUCCAUUCGGGCAAAAUCAUUACUUCCAUCCGUCUUCCCAAAGAGAUAUUUUCUUCCCCCGUUAUUUAUAGAGACUCUCUCAUUAUUGGGUGCAGAGAUAACAGUGUUUAUUGUUUAAGGUUUAAUAAAAGUUCAAUUGUUUAAUA